AUGGUUAAUAAAGCAAUGGGUGAUUGGAUAUUGGAGCUGAUCAAAUACAAUCUCGUCCAACUGCUCUCGGAGCUGGCAAACGCCGAGAACGAAGCCUUGGAAGCGGAGGAUUUGCCGGGGAUGGCGAAACAGGAUGAGAUACGGGUUGAGUUGGAGCGAUCCGCCAAUGCCAAUUCGCCCCAGAGGGAACGGAAGGCGGGCUGCAAAAACUUCUUCUGGAAAACCUUCACAGCCUGUUAACUCGCUGACACUCCAGAACAAGCCGCGGGCUACUGCUUCAUCUCAAUCACACACGGUCAGAUGUGGCAGCACCAGAACUGUAAAUUAAAUAAUGUAAUCGAUGAUUUGAUUUGAUUUAUGUGACAGAAGAGUUUUAGCUUUUGUCCAGUAGCAGACCAGUCCUCAUUGUGACCAGGUAGGAUUGCUCUGAUUAAUGAGGCUCUUUCUCAUUGAAAUAAAAUUUUCUGUUUGAAAGUGGA
Molecule: messenger RNA, 479 nt
Organism: Chiloscyllium plagiosum (whitespotted bambooshark)
Lineage: Eukaryota; Metazoa; Chordata; Chondrichthyes; Orectolobiformes; Hemiscylliidae
Source: RefSeq, a predicted model, not a curated record